ACUACAUAUCCCAGAAUGCUUUGCUUCGAUAACAAUACUUCCGCUGUAAACAGGAAGUGGAGGAUUUAUGGAGGAAAUAUGAAGCGGGUUGCUCGCCGGGUGUGUGACGACGGCCCGCUUCCCGAGGAGCAGGAGACCGAGGGUCAGAGGCAGCUGCACAACCUGCUGCUCCAGCAGCUCGACACAGACGUCGACGUCGACCGCUGUGUAGCGAAGAAGAAAUGCUUCGCCCCGGCUGCGCUAUACAAGCCGUUCGGUGAGCAGGCAGCAGGAGUGCGCAGUCUGGCCCAGUUCCAGGCACUGCAGGAUGGAGAGAAGGAACUCGCCAGCCUGAGAGAGCUGGGCCUCACCGAUGCCGAGAUCCAGCUGUGGAGGAACAGAGACUUGCAGGACAAGACGAGUGGCGGGAAGAAUCGUGGCGUGAGCGUAGCUCCUGAAGCACGGGAUGAGCGCCUGCAGGUCAUCUGGGACAAGAUGGCGGCGAGGGCGGAGUUAUUGUCCCGUCCUCAGCGCUUCUCAGGCAGCCGAGCUCUCACCCGGAGAGAGAUGGAGAUCGAGAAGGCUCUGUUCCACGGCAGUGACCGCUCCAGCUUUCUGUCUGCCCUCUACCAUCAAGAGGGAGAAUCACAGGCCGGCCAGCAGGGGGCGACAUCUUCAAACCCAAUGGACUCGUUAUACAGAGACUUCUUUAAAGAUCAAAAGAAAGACUCUGAGAGCGUCACACACUCCUCUCAGACGGAUUCCGAUCACAAACAAACACCACAUCCGGACCUGGACUCAGACUCGGAUCAGACGCACACUCUCGACAGCCAGUCGUCAGUAAUCACUGAAUCCACACGACCCUUCGGCACAACACCGUCUCAGAAUCAAGAAUCAUCAUCUGUUCCACAGAAACUGACAGUUAACCAGCCCAUUGGACGCGUGACCGCGUGUUGCAGUCAGGGCCAGAGCGGUCCAGUGACCGUCAGCGGUAAAGUAGAGGAGAUUUCAGACGAGGAGAUCAGGAACAAUCGGGAGACGGAGGACGGGAUAAGGAGAAUCUCACGCUUUCAGAACUACCAGCGUGGAGAGCCGUCGAAUGUGCUGUGUGUAAAGAACAUGAGUCCACGGGCCUCUUUGUCCCAGCUGGUGGCUCUUUUCUCCCGCUUUCAGAAGGACGACACAGAUCCAAUCGUGUACCGCGUCCUGACAGGCAGGCUGAAGGGUCAAGCCUUCAUUACCUUCUCAGAUAUAGAGACUGCACAAGCAGCGUUGGACACUGUAAAUGGAUACAAGCUGCAGGACAAGCCUCUGGUCAUUGAAUUUGCCCGAGAGAGGAGACACACAAAGACUGAGGACUCUACAGAAAAUCACAGCACAAAAGGAUCAACAGCGUAAAAGGAUCUGAGAAACUGAUCAUUAGAAUCUGAAGUAAUUAGAAGUACUUCUGAAGGUAUUUAUGUACAGAAUAAAACAUGUCAUGAUCUGCUGGUGUGAUCCAGACAUGAAGCAGAGUUGCUGUUAUCAUCCAGACCUUCCUUAGCAUUCCGUCUCUCUUAUCCCAUAGAAAUUUCCCAAACUUUAAUUUGUUUUUAAUUAAAGAAAUAUAUCAUUACAUUUUUUUGUCCAUUUAAAGACACAUAUUAUGUUUUGGAAUGUUUUAUCUCAUGCUGCAACAGUUAUAAAGUCGUUAUCUAACCAGUGUGACUGGUACAAAGCAGUAACACUGGACACUCCUUCCAAAACUGCUCAAUAAAUGUAUUCUGAAAACAGAACAUCCAAAAUGUUUAAUGACACGUUUUUGUGGAGCAUUUUCUGAAGGAAAAAUUGGAAAUAAACACACUCAACAUAGCAUUUGGUGAAAAAUGCAGUUUAAUGAAACGAUAUGGGGCAGACUAGGAUGAAUGUGAGGAUGAGGGUUGAAGUGAAGGAGUGUGGCAGGAGUGCUAGGACGGUAGUCAGUGUGGCUGAUCUUGGGGUAAUAGUCAAACUCAGAAUCAGAGGCAACAUCUUCGCUGGAACUCGAUCAACAGGAUCUUUAAGAUGAGCCUGGAGGAGAAUAGGUCACUUUCGACUGAGUCUAAGUGUGAGAUACAGUCACAGCUGGCAGAAUGCAGUAGAGUGGAGGAAGAGGAGGAGGAGGAGAAGGAAAGACAAAAGGGAGUAGGAGUGCAGAGAUGCUCGAGCAGAACCGAUAUGUCGACAGCUAAGCGUGCCAGAAGAUGACGUAGAUGUUGUGCUGGGUUAGGACGACCGUGCUCAGGGGGAGAGGAAAUUCCACUGACUCAAGCUGAAAAAGCAGAUAUACAAUAUAUAAAGUGUGAAAAUGGUUGAUUCCGAGUAAAGCUACAUGUAUGCACAUUAGUAAUACAAACACACAUACAGGAUAUAUCCAUUAAAGAAUACAAAGAUUCCAUCUGUUCAUGGGUACAAUUACACUCACACACACACAGCAUAGGUGAACCUAAAACUUGGAAACUAUACAGAUACAUCAGUGCAAAUAUGAAUAAAAGAGAAAAGUAAUACUUACACAUGAUAACAUUAUCCAACAUGGAAUAGAAUAGCUCAGGGAAGAUCUGUUCAAGCACGGCAUCUGAAGAGAAAAUGCUGUCGAAAGUGCCUAAGAGGUUUUUUUAAUAUAGCAAAAGAGGUGGAGACGAAAAUGAUAGGAAAGCUGAAGGCCUAAAACUGAAGCUAAUGGGAAUCGAUACGAGAAAACUAGAAACAAUGGGAAAUUAAAAAGCUGAAACCUGAACAUAGUGGGAAAAGUUUGAGCAGGGAAUUUAGAAAAACUAUGAGAGGAGCAUCAGUGACAUAGUACAUAUUAAGGAAAUUUAGGGGAAUUAAAUGAGAUCAUCCUGGGAUGUCUGGAUAAAUUGAUGACUGACUUUUUUUUGCAAUAAACUUUAUUUUUACUUGG
This is a messenger RNA of Hemibagrus wyckioides, 2899 nucleotides long. It is a transcript of the gene rbm41, whose product is annotated as RNA binding motif protein 41. Gene Ontology annotation, cellular component: U12-type spliceosomal complex. The record is from RefSeq and is a predicted model, not a curated record. Bases 16 to 1377 code for a protein of 453 amino acids. NCBI's taxonomy places the organism in Eukaryota, Metazoa, Chordata, Actinopteri, Siluriformes, Bagridae. Gene Ontology annotation, biological process: mRNA splicing, via spliceosome. Gene Ontology annotation, molecular function: U12 snRNA binding; pre-mRNA intronic binding. The transcript has 7 exons.